AUGACCACUAUGAAAGUUGCCCAAUUGGUGGAGGCAGGAAAGCCUCUAACAACAACUACAAUCGAAAAGCCGAUUCCAGGACCAAAAGAUGUUCUUGUCAAAGUCGAGGCUGCCUGUCUUGUUCCAAAUAGCGCCAACAUCAUUAAAAAUGCACCGAGUCUACACCACACUUUGCCCGAGAUGCCGUGCGUUUUCGGCCUCGAUGCUGCCGGUGUCAUUGAGGCUGUAGGAAAAAAUGUUGUCGGAUUGAAGGUCGGGGAUCGAGUUUACGUUGAUCCACACAUAUCUUGUGGCAACUGUAAACAAUGUCGUAAGGGAAGGAGGGACCUAUGCAACUGGGGAUGCUUGCGUGCCUACUUCGGUAGAGCAUCACCAGAAGGGCGGGAAAUUCUUAAGCAAUAUCCUAUUGGUUCGCUUUCACAAUACUUGCUCUCGCCUGAUGCGAACAUCGCUGUGAUUCCUCCGUCAAUCAAUAUCAAUACUGCAGCGAGAUUUGGGUACAUUGGUACCUCCUAUGCAGGUCUCAAGAAAUGUGGAAUGGGUCCAGGAAAAACUCUCCUCAUCAAUGGUGUAACAGGUACCCUAGGAUAUGCGGCAGUAGCCAUAGCUCUAGGUCUUGGUUGCACAAAAAUUCUGGGAAUUGGAAGGAACAAAGAACGUCUCGCUGAGGUUGAGGGAAUGGCCACGAAGGGUCGAAUUGUUGUUCGUUCCAGUGAAGAUGAUGGAGACAUUCUUGAAUGGAUUAAAGAACAAACAAAUGGAUUUGGUACCGAUGGUCUUUACGAUUGUCUUGGUAAUGGGGGUGAUGCAAAUGGUACCAGCAAAUUUAUCAGCUCGGUGAAACGUGGCGGAAGAGUGGCAUUGGCUGCUGGUGGUGUUGGAGGCAAUAUAACUCACUCUUAUAUUGAAGCUAUGCUACACGAUGUUAGUGUCAAUGGCACAUUGUGGUUCACUAGUGAGGAGAUAGAUGAGGCUAUUGAGUUGAUUGGUGCCGGCGUCAUUGACUUCUCAUUCCUCCAACACAAAUUUUUCUCCUUGGACGAGGUUAAUGCGGCUUUCAAAACUGUAGGGGAUCGUCCUGGUGGAGCUAUCAACGUCAUUGUACAACCACAUGCAUAG
Sclerotinia sclerotiorum 1980 UF-70 is the source of this 1119-nucleotide messenger RNA. RefSeq lists its product as hypothetical. The transcript has 2 exons. The coding region runs from base 1 to 1119 and encodes 372 amino acids. Lineage: Eukaryota; Fungi; Ascomycota; Leotiomycetes; Helotiales; Sclerotiniaceae. The record is from RefSeq and is a predicted model, not a curated record. Gene Ontology annotation, molecular function: oxidoreductase activity.